GAUCUCACAGACAUUACCAGGACUGACAGGGCCACAACCAUUCUCAGAAAAUAAGUCCGACUCCGAUUAAUUUAUAAUGAAUAAGGACAGGAAUAAGAUGACUGAGAGGAUUCUGAAUCUCACCCUGGAGAUCAUCUACCUGCUGACCGGAGAGGAAUAUGUCAUUGUGAAGAGGCCUGGUGAGCGUGUCAGACACAGCAGCAGCCCCUGUGUUUCAGGAGGACCCUACAAGGUCCAGAGCUCCAGCACUUUGCCAUCACUUCACUCAUUGACACAUGAGAGAAAUAAUGACAAGAAGAUCCUGGAACUGACCAAUAAGAUCAUCCAGCUGCUGACUGGAGAGGACUGGGAGUAUUUAGAAGAACCUAAAGAUUGUUACAAGGACAUAAUGAAAGAGAAAAACCAGCCCAUCAGGACACGGGUAGAUGGACAUUUUGGAAGAAACACCCACAAAGGAUUCUAUACAACAUUUUCUUCAUCUGGUUCUGGAAAUAAAGAUAAAAAUCCCAUAAAAUGCAAUGCACAGACAAAGCAUGCUUCUCAGAUUGAGAUCAAAUUGGCUCUAUGUAAAGAAGGACACGUCAAAGAUACUGACGUUCAUACACCCACAGAACUUAAACAGACAGAAUAUACAUCUGCCCGCAUUAAGAAUGAGCUAGCCUCAAAUGAAAAAGGAAACCUCACAAGCACUGACACUUACAUACCCACAGAACACAAACAAGCAGAAUAUACAUCCACUUAUUAUAAGAACAAGACAAACUUAUGUGAAGAAGAAAAUAUCACAGACCCAAACAUGCAUUCACCCGCAGAAUACAUAACCACGUAUAUUAAGGAAGAACCAGCUUCAUGUGAAGAAGACAAUCUCACACCCACAGACUAUACCUAUGUUAAUAUCAAGGAGGAAUCCACAUCAGGCGAAGAUGAAAAUAUUACAGACACUGAAAUCUAUGCACCUGCUGAACAUACAGAGACAGACUAUUCAUCUACUCAGAUUAAGGAAGAAGGACAUCCCACUGACACUUACUUUUAUAUUACUUCACAUCACAAACGAGCAGAAUACAUGCUAAAUGAAGAAUGUAGGAAUGAUAGUAGUGAUAUGCUCAGAGUAUGUAACAGCUUGUCAAUAGAACAGCAUAAAGAAAGUAUUAAAAACUAUAAUAUACUAUCAGCUAGUACAUUUGGCAAAAGGAAUAAUACCACGGAUGGAAUAUACAGCUGCCCUGAACGUCCAGAAUCCCAUGCUACUGAUUCAGACCCCGUGAAACUCGCAAAAGGUCACCGGAAAAAGCUAUUGGCAUGUCCUGAAUGUGGCAAAUGUUACACUCGCAGAUCGAUUCUUGUUGUGCAUCAGAGGAGUCACACGGGAGAGAAGCCAUUUUCAUGUUUUGAAUGUGGGAAAUGUUUUACUGACAAAUCCAACCUACUCACACAUCAGAAGAUUCACACAGGAGAGAACCCAUUCUCAUGUCUUGAGUGUGGUAGAUGUUUUCCCUACAGGUCAUAUCUUGUAAAACAUCAAAAGAUUCACACAACAGAUAAACCAUUCUCGUGUCCUGUAUGUGGGAAACGUUUUGCAGAAUCUGUUGGUCUUACAACACACCAGAGGACCCACACUGUUGACAAACCCUUUUCAUGUAACCAAUGUGGUAAAACAUUUGUCAGUAAAUCAAACCUUGCGGCCCAUCAGAAGUUGCACACGGGAGAAAGACAAUUAAAAUGUUCAGAAUGUGGGGAAUGUUUUACCACUAAAUCAAAUCUUCUUUCUCAUCUGAGGAGCCACACAUCAGAGAGACCAUUCUCUUGUCCCGAAUGUGGGAAAUGUUUUAGUCACCGGUCAUAUGUUAAUAAGCAUCAGAAGAUUCACGAAAAGGGCAAACAUUUGUAACAUUCUAGGUCUUGGAAAUGCUUUAUCAUUAAAUCAAAUAUCAUUAUGUGCUGAGUAAUUCAGUGAUACUGAAAAUAAAAU
Molecule: messenger RNA, 1966 nt
Organism: Pelobates fuscus (common spadefoot toad)
Lineage: Eukaryota; Metazoa; Chordata; Amphibia; Anura; Pelobatidae
Product: oocyte zinc finger protein XlCOF7.1-like
Exons: 5
Coding region: 77-1885 (602 amino acids)
Biological process (GO): regulation of transcription by RNA polymerase II
Cellular component (GO): nucleoplasm
Molecular function (GO): RNA polymerase II cis-regulatory region sequence-specific DNA binding; DNA-binding transcription repressor activity, RNA polymerase II-specific
Source: RefSeq, a predicted model, not a curated record